AUGCAGGAGCAGUCUGCCGCUAUGGCAGAUGCAGAAACAUGCGGGAAGGAGUUGCGAUCUGUGCUGCUGUGGGCAACCAUCUCUCCUAGAGCGGCGAAGCGCCUCAUUAGGUGUCUUACAGAUAGGGAGAAAGCGAUUUGCAGCAGCGUUUGCAAGGCAUGGCGGAAGAUCCUGUGGUCACCGCGGCUUCUCCCUAGUGUCUUUGGAGAGAGGGGCUUCCCCACAAGGUUCAGAGGGCAGUUCUAUCGAUAUUGUCUCCUCAACGAGAUGCAACAAGAAAGCCUCUCCGACUACCAGGCAGCGUGCGCUGUCGCGGCGCCCGAGCUGUCCGAGGAGAUCGCUCGCGACUGCCACAGAACGUUUCCCGAGUGGCCUGUCUUCAAGAAAAGACAAGCGCAGAUGUCGCUUCAAAGGAUUCUGAUUGGUUGUGCCUCUCGGGACGGCGGCGUGGGUUACUGUCAAGGCAUGAAUUACUUAGGGGCACUCUUCCUGUACGUCUUGCAAGACGAAUUCGACGCGUAUCGCUGCUUGGUAUCGCUUUUGAAACACCGCGGCCUGCGGUGUCUGUACACCAAGGACCUCAUGCCCAUCAAGGCCCUUGUCUUUGCAUUCGAAAGGAUCAUGGAGGCCUUUCUCCCCCAGUUGCAUGCAAAGCUGGCAGCGCUCUGCAUACCCGGAGAGGCGUAUUUGCUUCAGUGGCUGCUACCAGCGUUUGCUGUCGACUUCCCGCUGCCACUGGCCCUCAGAAUGCUCGAUAUCCUCAUUCUGAAGGGCCGUAAGGCCCUCAUUCAGACUGCGCUCGCACUCCUCCAGGCGAUCCAGGAGCCUCUCCUCUCCAUGGGACCUGAUGAAGCCCUUCACUACAUUCGAGGAGCUGCUGCAGCUGCUCCCUUUGCCGACUUGGCUGAACAAAGGCCUCAGCUUCAAGCACUCCACACUGCAGCUGCUGAUGCUGGGGCAGUGCAGGCCUACUCCGAUAGGAAAACUCAGCAGCAACUAAAGGAGGCGCCUCGGCACCAGCAGGCAAAGCAGCAGCAACUGCAAAAGCUGUGGCAUCCUAAGAAGCCUCCACCUGGCUUCAGCACCUUCCGCGAAAUCGAAAUGCAGCCGCAGCAACAGCGGCUCCAGAGUGCUGCGAAGGCAGAAGCAGCUGUACCCAGGUGCGGCAGCAGCCUUACUCCAGGGGAGGCCUGGCUGCUGCACCACAUGCACCGUUUCCGCGUGAGCAACAAGAUGAUUGAGGCUCUAGAAAAAGCCUUCGCGAAAAACAGGAACUGCAGACUGUGCAUCCAAUCGAGUGAGUUGACAGGUGCUGCAGCCACUCUUCCCCCUGCAGCUCACCAGGAGACCGGCGUCGUCUCUGCCACAAUUCCAAAAUGCGCAGCCACUGGAGGGCAAAUCCAUAGCUGA
Cyclospora cayetanensis is the source of this 1410-nucleotide messenger RNA. RefSeq lists its product as uncharacterized. The coding region runs from base 1 to 1410 and encodes 469 amino acids. NCBI's taxonomy places the organism in Eukaryota, Apicomplexa, Conoidasida, Eucoccidiorida, Eimeriidae. The transcript is spliced from 9 exons. The record is from RefSeq and is a predicted model, not a curated record.